AGACUCGAGCGCAGAGUGCGGCAUAUACACACGCGCUUCUGCUGCAGGUGAGAGGCGCGCGCUGGACAGAGGAACCGUCCUCGCGCUGGAAUUUUAAUACCACAUUCCUAGCAUCUCUGCCAGGAUUAUAACUCCGUUAUUGUUCAGUUUUGCAUUUUGCCUUAACGCUGAACGGCACUGCGGAGAUUUUCCCCAUUUUUUUUUCGCUCUCUGGUGCAAGUGAGAGAACUAUUAGACGCUGAGUGGACUGGAGAAAUCUGUGCGCGCGGACACGGCACACGGAUAGCACAGAUCUUUUGCGGCUUAUAACCACAGCACAUGAAGUUCUGAUAUUUCAGUUUCUAUUCCGUAUGGUGGGAUAUCAUCUGGAGAGGAGAGUUCGCAUUUGGGAAGGCUGGAUUUAAAACCUCAUCAGUUGAUUGCGCAAUGGAUUGAAUAUCUGGCUUCGAUGAUUUUAAUGAAGACUCGGCGAUGUCAAGUCAUGGCAAACACGGAGUAGUCUCAGCAAGUAAUUUAUGGCAUGUUUAUUUCAAGCUUAAUACUGAAUGAAUUUGUGAAGACUUUCUGUCAGUGCUGUGUAUAUGUUUGAGAGAAAAACCUAUUUAUAAAAAAAGAGGAAUUGCGCGAGUCUAGUCUGAGCGGGGGAAAAAAACAGAUAUGCGCUAGUUUGGUUACCACAUAGAGGUGCCCGGUUGUGAAAACGCAUGCAGUGAGACAGGCGCGUUAACACAAGCAAGAAAAAGCUGUUAAACAGAAUUCACGUUCAGUUUUGCUGGAAAAGCCGCCAGGAGCUAUGAGGACUACAGGCAUUGUGGACUAUUUAAGCUACUGCUUUCUUAUUCUGCAGCUGCUGAGUCAGCCCGCAGCCAAGCAAGUGCUCCGGUACCGCCUGGCUGAGGAGGGUCCUGCCGAUGUCCGGGUAGGUAAUGUAGCCGCGGACCUCGGCAUCACGGCAGGCAUGGACGUGACUUUUACAUUAGAAUCAGGCUCCGAGUACUUCAAAAUCGAUAACAUGACCGGAGACCUCAGCACAAACGAGCGGCGAAUAGACCGCGAAAAGCUGCCGCAGUGUCAAAUGAUUUUUGAUGAGAACGAAUGUUUUAUAGAUUUCGAAGUGUCUGUGAUAGGACCCGCGCAGAGCUGGGUUGAUCUCUUCGAAGGCAAAGUGAUUAUUUUAGACAUUAACGACAACACGCCGUCUUUCCCCUCACCUGUUCUCACGCUCUCCGUUGAAGAGAACCGACCCAUUGGCACACUUUAUCUCCUGCCCACUGCCACCGACAGAGAUUUUGGUCGGAAUGGAAUUGAGCGAUACGAGUUAAUUCAGGACAACGGCGAGAGCACUGUCAGGCGAAUCGGCACUUCCGGCUCGGGCAGUGUUGACAGUCACUCGGGCAAGCGGAGGUUCGACGAGGGAGCAAGCCGUAGCAGCGUCUUUGAACUUCAAGUUGCUGACACCACAGACGGCGAGAAGCAGCCGCAGCUAAUUAUCAAAGGGGCUCUGGACAGAGAACAGCGCGACUCCUAUGAGCUGACUCUGCGGGUUAGAGAUGGGGGCGACCCCCCACGCUCCUCCCAAGCCAUUCUGAGAGUAAUGAUCACAGAUGUAAAUGAUAACACCCCACGCUUUGAGAAAAGUGUUUAUGAGGCAGACCUACCAGAAAACAGUUCCCCAGGUGCCCCCAUACUCCAGCUAAAGGCAGGUGACACUGACGUUGGUGUUAAUGGACAGAUCGAGUAUGUUUUCGGAGCAGCCACAGAGUCAGUGCGACGACUGCUGCGGCUUGAUGAGAGCACUGGCUGGCUCAGUGUUUUGCACCGAAUUGAUCGUGAAGAUGUGAGCCAGCUUCGUUUCACAGUCAUGGCACGUGACCGUGGUCAGCCUCCUAAAACUGACAAGGCGACAGUGAUCAUAAACAUCAAAGAUGAAAAUGACAAUGUCCCAAAUAUUGACAUCCGAAAAAUUGGACGCAUCUUUCUGAAAGACGGCGUGGCUAAUGUGGCAGAGGAUGUGAUUGUCGAUACACCCAUUGCUCUCGUGCAAGUGUCAGACAGAGAUAAAGGACCAAACGGUAUAGUGACAUGCACUGUAGUGGGUGAUGUUCCUUUUCAGCUGAAACCUGCCAGCGAGGUCGAAGGUGACAUGAAUAAAAAGAAGUACUUUCUCCACACAUCAGCACCACUUGAUUAUGAAGCCGUGCAGGAGUAUAACGUGGUCAUUGUUGCCGUGGACUCUGGGAGCCCUAGUCUUUCUAGCAACAAUUCACUAAUAGUGAAGGUGGGGGACAUGAAUGACAAUCCACCAGUUUUUAGCAAAAGCACAGUGGAGGUUUCAUUUCCUGAAAACAAUGCUCCCGGUGAGCGUGUUGUCACAGUAGUGGCCUUAGAUGCAGACAGUGGCAAAAAUGCUGAAAUCUCCUACUCCCUGGACUCCUCUGUGAACGGAAUAUUUUCAAUUGAUGCAGACACAGGUGACAUCCGUGUCAACACCAUACUUGACAGGGAGCAGACGGAACGAUAUGAGUUCAAAGUUAUCGCCAAAGACAAAGGCAUGCCAGUUCUGCAGGGCUCAGCCACGGUGGUAGUUUUGGUGGCAGAUAAAAAUGACAAUGAGCCAAAGUUCAUGCAGGAUGUGUUCACUUUCUAUAUACAGGAAAACCUUCAACCCAACAGUCCUGUUGGCAUGAUUACAGUCAUGGACGCUGACAAAGGGCAAAAUGCAGAUAUGAGUCUGUACAUUGAGGAGGAGGAGAACAUUUUCUCCAUUGACAACAACACAGGUACCAUUUUCUCAAACAUGGCUUUUGAUCGUGAGCAAAGAAACAAUUAUUCAUUCCGUGUCAAAGCUGUUGAUGGUGGCGAUCCACCUCGGUCUGCUACGGCCACGGUAUCUCUCUCUGUAAUGGAUGUAAAUGACAAUCCUCCCACUGUUCUUUUUCCAAUGAAUAACUCAUACACGCUGCUCCCACCCUCUAGCAACAUAAGGACAGUGGUCAGAACGGUCUCUGCCACUGAUACUGAUACAGGUGUUAAUGCUAACCUUAGCUACAGGAUUGUUGGCGGCAACCCGUUUAAACUGUUUGACAUGGAUGCAUGGACAGGAGUCAUCUCAUUAGUUGGCAAACUAGAGCAAAAGCACUUUGGCCUUCAUCGUUUGGUCGUGCAAGUGAAUGACAGUGGGGUUCCAUCCCAAAGCACCACCACAUUAGUUCACAUCUAUGUCAACGAAACGCUCUUCAACUCCACUAUCGUAGAGGCACAAGUUGCCAAAAGUCUCAGUACCCCGCUAAAUGCUGACAUUGCAGGAGACCCCAACUAUGACUUGGGAAAGCAACGGCUCAGCAUUGCCAUAGGGGUCGUGUCAGGCAUCAUGACAGUCAUACUUAUCAUCCUUGUGGUUGUCAUGGCCCGCUACUGCCGUCCCAAGAACAAGAAUGGCUAUGAGGCUGGAAAAAAAGACCACGAGGACUUCUUCACACCUCAACAACAUGAUAAAGGCAAGAAACCCAAGAAAGACAAGAAUAAGAAAAAGUCUAAACAACCUUUAUACAGCAGCAUUGUAACCGUUGAGGCAUCUAAGCCAAAUGGACAACGCUAUGAUGGCGUCAACGAGAAACUGUCGGACAGUCCUGGAAUGGGCCGAUAUCGCUCGGUCAACGGUGGCCCUGGAAGCCCAGAUCUUGCUCGCCAUUACAAAUCCAGCUCACCCUUGCCCACAGUGCAGCUGCAUCCUCAGUCGCCCACGGCGGGAAAAAAGCACCAGGCUGUUCAGGACCUGCCACCGGCGAACACAUUUGUCGGCACUGGAGAUAACAUAUCCAUCGGAUCAGACCACUGUUCUGAGUACAGCAGCCAAACCAUCAACAAGUACAACAAACAGCCGUUCCGCCGAGUGACCUUCUCGGUGGUGAGCCAACCCCAGGACCCGCACCAGGGCUCGCUGCAGAGUUGCUACGACAGUGGCCUGGAGGAGUCGGAGACGCCCAGCAGCAAGAGCUCGUCCGGCCCCAGACUAGGUGCCCUCCCUCUACCCGAAGACGCCUAUGAGAGGACUACGCCCGAUGGCAGUGUCGGUGAGGCAGAGCAUAUGGAAAAUGACUCUCGGCCCCUGCCUGACGUAGCUAUGACGGGCAAAUGCACGCGGGAGUGUGACGAAUACGGCCACUCGGAUGCCUGCUGGAUGCCUGUGCGCACCUCGCCUGAACGCAGGCCCAAGGCCACCCCUCCCAAACUCUCCACCUUCAUGACCUCCCCCGGAGGCAGCAUUGCUGACCAGCCUGGCAGCCAGGAGACACUAGCUGUUGCCAACGGUGACCCCUCACAUCUGCUGGGCGACCGUAACCGUAAUCUCCUGAACAAGAAGAUGGCAUCCUCCUCCUCAUCCUACGACGCGUUUAGUUCUGCUGGAUUUUCCGCCAGCGAGGAAACAUCUCGCCCAACUGAGGAGAUCCCGCUAGCGCCUACGGGUGAAUACAAGCCGACGCAAUGCGGAACUCUGACCAGGCGGGAAGUUUACCUGUAAACGACACACACCGACUAUACGACGGGACGAUGACAGUGACUCAGCAUGGUCAGAGAUGCUGUUAGCAAACCAAACCCUAAGACUAAAAAAGCGACAUGGAUUUUCCUAAAACUGCUUGCGCAACAAAACUGAAAUCGAGUAGAAACCAUGGAAUAACAUGUUGUUAGAUGUGUGUGCGCGCAAAGGAUGAGUUGGAGGAAGGGGGAAGUGGCCGAGGUGGAGAGAGGGGAAAGCUGGUGGAUCAGUGCUACUUUUGCUGCUAGCGUAUCGGGCCCUGUAGACUUCCCCAAAGUGCUGCCUGGUUUCUCUAGACCUCUUUAUAAACAUGCAUGCAUCAUCUAGCCCCUUAAGAGUGUGUGUGCCCCUUGAGAUGGAUCUGAUGGACUAUAGCUUUUUGUCUUUAGUUUUAUAACUGUUGCUAUGGGAACCGAGAAGAUGUUCUGUCUUUUAAUCGUUUUUUUUUUUUUUUUUAUGUGGAUGUAUUCUGUCCAUAUGCAAUCAGUCAAAAGACUGAACUGUCCUCUCUGGACGACCAAUCACAUUAACAAAGAAGAUGACUGGCUAACGAUGGACAACAAAUUCAUCAUUGAUGAUGUCAGAGUGCUUGUUACUGUAUGUCGUCAUUAACUUUAGCCUUUUACAAGGGUUUGUAGAUACAAAAAUGGCGCAAGUGAACAGCGUACGCGCUGUAAACGAUGAACUCACAGUGCGAGAAGCAAGUUUACCUGUGUGCCUAUCAACCUCACUUAUACCCGUGAAGGAACACAAGCAUACACAGAUCCACUAAUGCACGUUUUUUUGUCGUGUGGGUGAAGUAUUGUACAUGUAUAAAUAUAUAUAUAAUAUAAAUACUGUAAACAUACUCUUGACACAUACAUCAAAAUCCCGUAUCCAUCCCGCUCCCAUACACCCGUGGAAGUAGAUGGAGGUUCUGAACAUGCUGGAGAUUAUCAGUUAUAUGCCAUGGGUUUGUGCAAAUGUGGCUUAUCCUUCUCUAAAUGUGUGAAACUAUGCUUAUUUUGUGGUCUGAAACAGUAAAACACACACACACACAAACAAAAUAGAUCCCCUCGCGUUGUAUAUACACAUUAUAAUUAUCCCAUAAAGCCACAGGAACACUAUUUGGAUAUGCUGCUGGGGUGAAUUAGUCUAAUAAUAUCGCCCCGCUGAAGAGCUUGGGCUGGCCCUGUGUAACAUUCCUAGUAUGAAUGUUAAAUAGAGCAAUAAACUCAUUCAACAGAUUCAAUCUCACACGCUUCAGAAGAGUAAUCAAGGAUGAGAACUCGUGUCCCUCGUGUAGCAGUCAGAGUCAACCGAAUACUUGUACAAUCACAUUCAAAGUUCGGCGACUACCAGCACGACAGGAGCGAUUCCGAUGUGACACACAAUGCCGCUGUAUUACCAAAGUAUCGGGAACAACGUGACAUGAUGUCUCAAAGAACUGGGACAGGAAAGCUCCUUUUUUUUAGGUCACAUGUUGCUUUAAUUACCUUCACGUACGAUUCGGUGGCAUGUGUGGAAUCCACAUGCACACUAACACAUGCAUCUUGGGCCUAUCCCAAAUCAAGGAGUAAACUUACAGUAGGAGUCAUCACGCUUUUACAAACGGUGGUAAAUUAUUCAAAUGCAAUUGAGUAGUUUUGUUUAUUUUUUUGUAUGUUAACGAUUCCUUGAGUUUGAAUGGACUGCCUUUUUUCGCAGCUUCCAGAUCUGUAGUCUGUAUGUACUACUCGUGUUUAAAAGAAGUGCUCUGAUGCUUACAAACUGUAUACAUAGAUAUGUACUUUUUAUUGCACGUUUAAAGGGAAUCUACACUUACUAUGAAGAAGAAGAAAAAAAAAAGUGUACAAAUAUCAUACCCUGUGAACAUGGAAGUCCACUGCUUGCGUUUGUUACAAACAGACACUAGACAUUGUAGUAUGACUAUGUAUAUUGAUUUGAC
This is a messenger RNA of Danio rerio (zebrafish), 6464 nucleotides long. NCBI's taxonomy places the organism in Eukaryota, Metazoa, Chordata, Actinopteri, Cypriniformes, Danionidae. The record is from RefSeq and is a predicted model, not a curated record.